Molecule: messenger RNA, 4411 nt
Organism: Jaculus jaculus (lesser Egyptian jerboa)
Lineage: Eukaryota; Metazoa; Chordata; Mammalia; Rodentia; Dipodidae
Gene: Spin1
Product: spindlin 1
Exons: 8
Coding region: 375-1247 (290 amino acids)
Biological process (GO): gamete generation; regulation of DNA-templated transcription
Cellular component (GO): nucleoplasm; cytosol
Source: RefSeq, a predicted model, not a curated record
GGCGCCGUCUGGCUCGGGCUGGGCCGGCGGGAGCGCGAACGAGCCACGGCGCACCCGUGGGGCCUGCGGCCGGUGGCCGGCAGGCAGUUCCACAUGGAGGCUCCCAUGACCUAGUCCUCCUUGACUUUAAUGAGUGUAUUUGUUGGACUGCUGAUGGAUUACAAAGGCCUCUUCAGACACCUUCAUUGUGCAUCCAUUUGGAAGCUCUCUGAAACGAGUGCUUGUGAUUCCCCGUGUUUGUGCUGAAGUUGUGAGACAGACACUUGGAUGGUGGAUUAACAGGAACACCGACCUUCUGUGGACAGUUGUGUGUUGGAGAAGAGUGAAUUUUCACCCUAGUCCAGCAGCUCUGCUGCUCACAUAAAUACAGAUGAAUGAAGACCCCAUUCGGGAAGACACCUGGCCAACGGGCCAGAGCUGAUGCAGGCCAUGCUGGAGUAUCUGCAAACAUGAUGAAGAAGAGGACGUCCCACAAUUCAUAUUUUAAGAUGGGCGAGGGAAAAGGCAGACUGGAACAAGUUUCUGCACUGGUGAUGGCGCCUAGUAUCUUCUGGACAGAAAAACAUCGGACCAGUGUGGGGCCAAGCAAGCCUGUGUCUCAGCCCCGGAGGAACAUCGUAGGCUGCAGGAUCCAGCAUGGGUGGAGAGAGGGCAACGGCCCUGUCACCCAGUGGAAGGGGACUGUCCUGGACCAGGUGCCUGUGAAUCCUUCAUUAUAUCUCAUAAAGUACGAUGGAUUUGACUGUGUUUAUGGACUAGAACUUAAUAAAGAUGAAAGAGUGUCUGCACUUGAAGUCCUCCCUGAUAGAGUCGCAACGUCUCGAAUCAGUGAUGCACACUUGGCAGACACAAUGAUUGGCAAAGCAGUGGAGCACAUGUUUGAGACGGAGGAUGGCUCUAAGGAUGAGUGGAGGGGGAUGGUCUUAGCACGGGCACCUGUCAUGAACACAUGGUUUUACAUCACCUAUGAGAAAGACCCUGUCUUGUACAUGUACCAGCUCUUGGAUGACUACAAAGAAGGUGACCUCCGCAUCAUGCCUGACUCCAAUGAUUCGCCUCCAGCAGAAAGGGAACCAGGAGAAGUUGUGGACAGCCUGGUAGGCAAACAAGUGGAAUAUGCCAAAGAAGACGGCUCGAAAAGGACUGGCAUGGUCAUCCACCAAGUAGAGGCCAAACCCUCCGUCUAUUUCAUCAAGUUUGAUGACGACUUCCAUAUUUAUGUCUACGAUUUGGUGAAAACAUCCUAGAUGUCAUCAUGAACUUUGCCAAAUUUGUGGAACUAUUAAAUGUAUAAUUUGUAGACAUAAAGACUUGAUUGCUUUCCAGUUUAAUGAAAGCUUAAAUGUCCCUGCGAACCCACAAUCUCUGCCAGCAGAACUGGUUUUGUUCUGAGUAGUACAGAUUGGUGUGAACACAAAGCAUUUUGUGUACGGGAACCCUUUCCUCUCACAGGAUGUCUGUUGGGAGGGACGUUACAUACAAGUUGGGUAAAAGUUAAACUAGUGUCAACGUCAUUUAAAUCUGAAUUGAUCUGAACCAUCUCCCUCCACUCUUAACACCAUCUUACGCUGCUGCCACAAUGCAAGCAUAGUUGGUUAUUUUUGUUACUGCCUUUUUUUUUUCAGAGAUAUGUAUCUAUAGCUACAUAGCUACCUGUCUAUAUCUGCACCUGUGUGCUUACGUAUAUAACAUACACACACACACACACACACACACACACCACUGGCAGUCCUUUCCUCUUGGAUUGGGAUAGGAGUGAUAAAAUUUCCUCCAGUUUAACAGGAGUGCUGGACCCAAGCCAGUCAUAUUUAUGAUAUGCCUGCUCUUUAUUUAAAACUGGAGCACAGGAACAGUAGGGACGUCUAGGUGGUUUUGAAAGUCCACAUUGCAGAAUAGCAUGUCAACCUGAGGGCUCUAAACUGUAAGUCCAAAUGUAAAUUAGUUGAGAACAGUUAAUGACACAUGUUAGAAUUUAGGAAACUGUUGAGAAAUCUGGGUAAAAGGCUGCCUUCAGUUCUGAGCUUUGUUAAUUUUUUUAUUUUUGUUUACACUUUAAUCAUAAAUACUUUUAAAUGAAGCCCAGGUCCUCGGUUCACAUGGUAUAAUAAUGUAGGUGUGUUUUGGACAGCACAUUUGGCCCAUUAUUUAAAAAGCAACAGUAUAUCAAUGGUUUGUAUGUGUGUGUGUACAUUCCUGGAGGAACAGUACAUUUAUGUUAGAGGUGUAAAUUUUAAGAAUGGCGGUGUUGCCUUCUAGCAAGUUCUCUGGGACUUUUAAAUUUUUGUUACUAUUAUUGUUGCUACGUGAUUAUGGUCAAAGGCCUUGUCUCUCCUUCCUUGCUCCUACCUUCCCCCACCAGGAAUGUCUGGACAAACACCAGCUCACUCUCUUGACCCCUCUGUGGUGGUGCCUGCUCUUGGCUCCAGGUGUGCUGUUGAUGUGAGGUCAUUCCUUACAGCCCGCAGGCUCUGCACGUCAUUGGCGUGUCACUACAGAAGGCCUAGUCAUGCUCUUCAACACAGUCUUUUGUGGCUUAUUCCUGCAAAGUUGUUUGAAACCAAAAUACAACUGUAAGUGUGACUGGUUGAUGACAGCCAAAUGGCUACUCUCGUUUUGUGUCAGAAGAACCCUGGUGGCCUGAUGGCCUGAUGGCCUGAUGGCCAAGAGAAAGGUGGCAUGUGAAACCAGUCUCCUGUGGAGAUGGGAAAUUGCCCCUGUGGUCUGAGCAGACCCUACACAUGGUGCAUGCUGUCACCCAAACACCAGAGGUUUGGAAUUCCGGUCUGCGUGCCUCUUUUGGGCACUUUCUGAUAUAAGAGACCACUCGAUGGUUUCAAGGCCUCAGUGCAUGGGUUGCUUAGAUACCCAUUUAGCCUUUGCAAAGGCUGAUGCCUUGUGCUUUUGAGUGGUAACAGCCACUCACCGUGUGACCACAGUACCUCAAUUCUCCGUCUGUGGCUGCAGUGUCCUGUGCUCAGUGUUUCACCACAGGUGCCGGGGACAAGCUUCUCAGAGCUGUGUGAUACCAUAGUCUUAGGUGCUUCUAUGUUCGCACAGGUGUGGUCCUCCAGUGUGUGUGGGACUCUGCAUGUAAGCCUCAGCUGAGCCUGGCAUAGACAGUGCUGAGCACAGUGACUUCAGGCUGAAGUGUCCUGAGGGUGGGGCCAAAUGAAGCAUUUCUAGCAUUACAAUGACUUGCAUUGUGGUUUUUCUGUGAGCAACUUCAAUGACUUUGAUAUACCCAUUAUCUCCCAGUCUAGAGGAAUGACCAUUGUUCCAUUAUUGCCAUUAGGGCUGAGGGAAGGGGAAGGAGUUUUUAUUUUUGUUUUUGCCCCCCCCCCCCCGGUGGUUUACACCACAUUUAAUGACGCUGUGACUCACUGCUCCCGAGCCACAGGCCUCUUAGGCUCAUGGUUCAGAUCUGCAUGCGUUGCUUGCAUUUUUCUGGUAUCUGAAUGUUGAUUCCUUGUUCUAGGAUUUCAACAUGAUUCCAAAAUUAAUCAUGGGGCUUGUGGCAACACAAGACUUGAAUCUGUGUAUAAAAUUUAUUGGCCUUCCUCACCUACCUGCUCUAGUAUUGUAUCGUGUGUGCGUGCGUGUGUGACGUCAGGCUGCCACGUAACUUCGGAGACGAACCUUAAAGCAGACCAUCCUUUUUUGCAUGCUCUAUUCUAAGUAGAAUGUUCAGUGUAACUAACUAAAAUUGCAUGUUAAAGAUAUUUAGGUUUUUUCUUUCUUUCUUUCUUUUUUAAUUUGCUUUCAGUUUUCUGUAUACUUGCUUCCUGUGCUGUUUAGUGGUCGUAGGAUAAAAAUGCACUGGUGAAGCAGACAUAGUGCCGACAGCAGGCGAUUUCCAGUUGUGAAUGUCACGCAGCAUCUGAAGGGACUGUGCAUUUGUAAAAGUCACGGUUACUUCCAAGCCAGAUUUCAUUUCUACUCUUGUUUUUCGUGCCAAACCCCAGAGUGCAUUGGGCUUGAAUCUCUGAACACUGUAGACCGUUCUGAUUGUCAGAAAUUGUAGUGCCUGAAAACACACUCAGCUGAUUGUCUAAAAAGUGAAAGUCCUCCAAAGAUGAACCAGGAACAAUUAUCCUAACAACAUGAUGAUGGUCAGCGUCUGGUUCUGUGGAAAAAAAUGCUGCGCUAUUGUAUCUUCCAUCGUCAGUGCAGUUGGAUGAAUGUGUGUAGUUCAGAGGUCUUCGUGUUCAUAUUUAAAACUAGGUAAACGACCUCAUUCUUUUGAGCUUGAAUUCAUUUUUAAUUUUAUUUUAUACAAUGUGUAGACAGUUCCCUGUUCUCUGCAUUUAGAAGUAUACACAGUAUAAAUCUGUUAAUUCUGUAAGUAAUUUUUAUAAUUAUGAUGUAACUCUAUCCUUCCUUAAAACAUUCAAAAUAAACCCUUUAUGUGCAA